AUGUCAGAGCUCGAAUCGCAAUUGGAGUCGCAAGUCGAAUCUCAGAUUGAGUCGGAAGAGGCAGCCCAGUCUGCUGAAGUUGUGGAUCCCGAAAAGCUAUUCAUUCCUCAGUCAGUCACCUGCAAAAACGCGUCGUUCACAGCAUCAUACACCUACCACCAUCCAUUACCGGCUUGUUUACAAGAGAACCCCUUAGCACCAUGUAUUCUGGGUGUCGAUGAAGCAGGAAGAGGGCCUGUAUUGGGGCCUAUGGUGUAUGGAGUUGCGUUCUGCACAGAGGAGUAUGCCGACAAGAUCAGCGGACAUGGAUUCAUGGACUCAAAGGUCCUCUCUGCCGAAGUCCGCUCGGAACUGCUCUCGCAAAUGUGUGAUUCAACCCACGAGCUUUACCGAGAAAUCUCCUGGUCAACACGGAUCAUGACUCCCCGCGACAUCUCAACAUGUAUGCUCCGAUCAAAGCCAUCACAGAUCAUCAACCUCAACGCACAAGCACAUGAUGCGACCAUCAAUCUCAUCCGUGAGGUCAUGGAGCGCGGUGUGAACGUCACGCAGAUUUUCGUGGAUACCGUCGGUCCACCCGAGACCUAUCAGAAGAAACUGCAGCACUUAUUUCCGCAAGCAACAGUCACUGUUUCGAAGAAAGCAGAUUCGAUUUAUCCCAUCGUCUCUGUUGCCUCUGUAGCUGCCAAAGUUACCCGCGACGCAGCUCUCUCCACCGUGCCUGAAGGCGGUGAACACAUCUGGGGCUCUGGAUACCCAUCCGACCCACGCACUGUCGCUUGGCUGAAGUCAAGUUUCGACCAGGUCUUUGGUUGGAAUGAUGUUGUGAGGUUCAGUUGGGGAACGGCGAAGACGAUGAUGGACAAGAAUUGUGUUGAUGUUGAAUGGCCCGAGCCGGAGGAAACUGGCAAUAUGAACAUUAUGGGGAUGUUUGGUAAAAAAGACGAAGGUUUCACGACUGCCUGGUAUGGGAAGGCCGUUACGCCUAUGGAGUUCUAG
Molecule: messenger RNA, 999 nt
Organism: Saitoella complicata NRRL Y-17804
Lineage: Eukaryota; Fungi; Ascomycota; Saitoellomycetes; Saitoellales; Saitoellaceae
Product: ribonuclease HII
Exons: 2
Coding region: 1-999 (332 amino acids)
Biological process (GO): mismatch repair; DNA replication, removal of RNA primer
Cellular component (GO): ribonuclease H2 complex
Molecular function (GO): RNA binding; RNA-DNA hybrid ribonuclease activity
Source: RefSeq, a predicted model, not a curated record